Molecule: messenger RNA, 240 nt
Organism: Anisakis simplex (herring worm)
Lineage: Eukaryota; Metazoa; Nematoda; Chromadorea; Rhabditida; Anisakidae
Source: the annotation of a GenBank genome assembly
AUGCGACGUUUCGACGUUAAAAUCGGUUUUCUUGAACGUUUAUCGCUAACCAUAAGUGCCAGUGGACGUGAAAUUUUGGCGAAAUCGCGUGAUGGAACAACAGUACGGCAGUGUUCAUGCGAAGAGGAAGCAACGUGUAUCACAGAGAUUGAACACGAUAUCGUCAAAUGUGCUAAUGGUUGCUUUGAUAUGGCUGAACAGGUGAUUGAUUCAUUCACCUUUCGUGGUGUUACUCACUGA